UAAGAGACUGGCUGAGGACCAGAUACCGUUCAUAUCAAAGGAGUACGCUGUUCAGCUGGAGUUCAUAGGAGACUAUGUGAAUGCCCUGUCUCACUAUGAGAAAGGUAUGACCCACAACAACAAGGAGCAUGAUGAGGCAUGUCAGGGGGGUGUGGCCAGGAUGUCAAUCAGGAUGGGUGACAUCAGAAGAGGCGCGGCCCAGGCCAUCGCUCACCCGAGCAGAGUCCUGAAGAAAGACUGUGGAGUUAUACUGGAGAACAUGAAGCAGUUCUCUGAAGCAGCCCAGUUAUAUGAGAAGGGACAGUAUUAUGACAAGGCUGCUUCAGUCUACAUACGCUGCAAGAACUGGUCUAAAGUAGGAGAGUUACUUCCUCAGGUCUCCUCUCCUAAGAUCCACCUGCAGUACGCCAAGGCCAAGGAGAUGGACGGAAAGUUUAAGGAGGCUGCCCAGGCCUAUGAGAGUGCCAGGGACUGGGACAACGUGAUCCGGGUGUUGCUGGAACACCUCAACAACCCUGAAGACGCCGUCCGCAUUGUCAGAGAGACGCAGAGCAUCGACGGGGCCAAGAUGGUUGCCAGGUUCUUCCUGCGUCUCAGUGACUAUGGUUCAGCCAUCCAGUUCCUGGUGUUGUCCCACUGUAACGACGAGGCCUUCCAGUUGGCUCAGCAGCACGGGCAGAUGGACAGCUACGCAGACAUCAUCAGCUCUGAGGCCACCCAGGAGGACUACCAGAGUAUUGCUCUCUACUUCCAGGGGCAGAACAAACACCUCCAGGCUGGGAAGUUCUUCCACAAGUCUGGCCAGUACAGCAAAGCUCUGAAGCACUUCCUGAAAUGUCCCAACACUGAUGACAACCUGGCCAUCGAGAUGGCUAUAGAGACGGUGGGACAAGCCAAGGAUGAGUCUUUGACCAAUCAGCUGAUUGAUUACCUGAUGGGGGAGAGUGACGGCAUGCCCAAGGAUGCCAAGUAUCUGUUCCGUCUCUACAUGGGCCUGCUGCAGUACAGAGAGGCAGCAUGUACUGCAAUCAUCAUCGCUAGAGAGGAGCAGUCUGCAGGGAACUACCGUAACGCCCAUGACGUGCUGUUCAGCAUGUACACUGAGCUGCAGACACAGAAGAUCAGAAUCCCUGCUGAGAUGAACACUAACCUCAUGAUCCUCCACUCCUACAUACUGGUUAAGAUCCAUGUGAAGAGAGGGGAGCAUCUGAAAGCAGCUCGCAUGCUCAUCAGAGUCUCCAACAACAUCAGCAAAUUCCCCUCCCACAUCGUACCCAUCCUGACGUCAGCGGUGAUAGAGUGCCACCGGGCCGGUCUGAGGAACUCUUCCUUCAGUUUUGCUGCCAUGCUGAUGAGACCAGAGUACCGUCACAACAUAGACCCCAAGUACCGCAAGAAGAUAGAGACUAUGGUCCGUCGUCCAGACACCAGUGAGAUAGAAGAGGAGAGCACUCCAUGUCCAUAUUGUGGUUUCAUGCUGCCCCAGUGUGAACUGAUCUGUCCUGGCUGCAAGAACAACCUGCCCUACUGCAUCGCCACGGGUCAUCACAUGCUGAAAGAGGAUUGGUCAGUUUGUCCUCACUGUGAAUUCCCUGCUCUCUACUCCCAGCUCAUCCUGCUGUUGGAGACAGAGAGUGUGUGUCCCAUGUGUUCCGAGACUCUGAGUGUGAACCAGGUGGAGAAGAUGGAUGACUGUUCCAGCUUCCUGCAUCCUGACCAAUCAGAGCACUGAUACAGAGAUCUCUGUGGUGAUGUGGCCCGGCGGUGUACUACAUAGAGGACUGCUGCUGAGGGGGAGGACGGAUGGUAAUAACGUCUGGAACGGACCAAUGGAACGGACCAAUGGAAGCCAUGUGUUUGAUACCAUUUCACUCAUUCCUCUCAGGCCAUUACCACGAGCCCGUCCUCCCGAAUUAAGGAGCCACCAACCUCCUGUGAUAGGGGAUAGGGAGCCAGUGACGUCCUCCUCCAUGUUUCUCUUCCACCUGUUAAACUGUUGAUAUAGACAGCUGUAGACGUCCUCCUCCUCCAUGUUUCUCUCCACCUGUUAAACUGUUGAUAUAGACAGCUGUAGACGUCCUCCUCCUCCUCCAUGUUUCUCUACUACCUGUUAAACUGUUGAUGUCCUCCUCCAUGUUUCUCUACCUCCUGUUAAACUGUUGAUAUAGACAGCUGUAGAUGUCCUCCUCCUCCAUGUUUCUCUACCACCUGUUAAACUGUUGAUAUAGACAGCUGUAGACGUCCUCCUCCUCCAUGUUUCUCUACCACCUGUUAAACUGUUGACAUAGACAGCUGUAGACGUCCUCCUCCUCCUCCUCCAUGUUUCUCUACCACCUGUUAAACUGUUGAUAUAGACAGCUGUAGACGUCCUCCUCCUCCAUGUUUCUCUACCUCCUGUUAAACUGUUUAUGUAGACGUCCUCCUCCUCCAUGUUUCUCUACCACCUGUUAAACUGUUGAUAUAGACAGCUGUAGACGUCCUCCUCCUCCAUGUUUCUCUACCACCUGUUUAGCUGUUGAUAUAGACAGCUGUAGACGUCCUCCUCCAUGUUUCUCUACCACCUGUUAUAGACAGCUGUAGACGUCCUCCUCCUCCUCCAUGUUUCUCUUCCACCUGUUAAACUGUUGACAUAGACAGCUGUAGACGUCCUCCUCCUCCUCCAUGUUUCUCUACCUCCUGUUAAACUGUUUAUGUAGACGUCCUCCUCCUCCAUGUUUCUCUACCACCUGUUUAGCUGUUGAUAUAGACAGCUGUAGACGUCCUCCUCCAUGUUUCUCUACCACCUGUUAUAGACAGCUGUAGACGUCCUCCUCCUCCUUCAUGUUUCUCUACCUCCUGUUAAACUGUUUAUGUAGACGUCCUCCUCCUCCAUGUUUCUCUACCACCUGUUAAACUGUUGAUAUAGACAGCUGUAGACGUCCUCCUCCAUGUUUCUCUACCACCUGUUAUAGACAGCUGUAGACGUCCUCCUCCUCCAUGUUUCUCUACCACCUGUUAAACUGUUGAUAUAGACAGCUGUAGACGUCCUCCUCCCCAUGUUUCUC
Salmo salar (Atlantic salmon) is the source of this 3044-nucleotide messenger RNA. The record is from RefSeq and is a predicted model, not a curated record. NCBI's taxonomy places the organism in Eukaryota, Metazoa, Chordata, Actinopteri, Salmoniformes, Salmonidae.